Caenorhabditis sp. 36 PRJEB53466 is the source of this 3971-nucleotide messenger RNA. The record is from the annotation of a GenBank genome assembly. Lineage: Eukaryota; Metazoa; Nematoda; Chromadorea; Rhabditida; Rhabditidae.
AUGAACGUGCUCGUUCAGGGAGCAGUUCACGCUCUCGGGUACUACGAAGACGGAAAAUACAACAGAGAACCGGACUGCUAUGGUGAGCUUUCAAUUCCUGAUUUCUGAUAAAAUUAGUAGUUUUCCAGAGACAAUUCGAGAUCUCAUUCGAUAUUUGCGAGAAGAUGGAGAUGAUUACACGGCAAGAAUCGAGUGCGGACGGCACAACCUGAUUGAGCAAGAUCUGGUGCCGAUGGUGAAAUGCGAUGAUCUUUCCGACGAGGAGUUCGAUAUUGCCAUUCGGUAUUUUUUGCGGAAGAAUCUACUGAAUUUAUAAUUUCCUUCAGAUUGAUGGUUAACCUGUGUCAACCGGCAAUCGCUUCGAUGCGAGGAAAAGCGCCGACAGACCGAGAUCAGUGGAAGAUGUACUGGGAUUUGGAAGAGAAUCUGAGAAGAGCGAAAAACGCAUUCACUGAUCCUCACUUCUUCUCCUCCGUCAAAAAACGCAUCGACAACUAUUUCAUCGAGACGGAAUAUGAAGAUCGCGAGGAGAGACUGAGACUGGUGGUCGAACGAAUCGUUCUGCUCAUCAAAUACAUCUUCUCGAUCAACCAGGACACUUCGGAAGGCCAUCGCACGCGCAUCGAAGACAGCUGUCACGACAGAGUCAUCGUGGCGUUUCUAGAAUCGGGAGUCGACAAAACUCUAAUGCACAUUGCGAAUCAGCCUAGAGAAAAAGAGUUCCAUGUUCAAAUUCUCGACAUUUUCGCUUUGAUUCUGAAAGAACAAACUGCUGAUGAUCUGGCAAAGGACGAGGAAGAAGGUGUCUCGGCGAGUGAAAAGAAGAAGACGGAAGAAGAGUUCCGGAAGAUUAUCGAGAAUCACGCAGUCAAAGAAGCCCAGAAGAGACGGUCGUUUUCUCGAUUCGGUGGAUCAUACGUCAUUAAGGGAAUGAAGGGAAUCUCGGCAAGUUCUAAUCAAGUUGUCUUCAAGCCAAUUCAAAAUGUGGCCAAACACAAUUUUUUGGAUAAUCGGAAGGCUAAAAAGACGGUUGCGCGGACCAGACGACCCUUCGAAAUAGACACGAACGCCCAUUCGUCAUCGUCGGAAGUUCGACAGAAGUUGAGAGAUAUGGUCAUCAGAAUGACGGAGACGUGCUUCAACCGACUGAUAAAAUCUGCAAAGUCUACAGUAUUCAUGCAAGGACACGUUCUCCAACGGAAUUCUCAAAUCAAUUACUUUUUCCUCGUCAAGUUCGUUCUCCGGUUCGUUCGGCUCUCCCGUCAAGAAUCGCUUUUGGAACGAAUUUCCGAGUGCACCGGAGUGGAAGCAUUCCACGAGAACAAUGUUCAACUGACCGAGUACGUGGAGAAUGCGACGAAUCUGAAAGGAGUGGAGGCGAAAAGUUUCGGACUGAAAGCGCAGUACGCUUUGGGAGCAUACAAUGAGCUCGUGCUCCUGCACAGGCACGUCUUCGAGCACACGAAGGACGAAGCGGAGAAGAAAAUGGCGAGAAGAGCACUGGAGCAUAUUGUGAAUGUGGAAGAGUACAGGGAACUGCCCGUUUCGAUUCUGAAAAGAUUCUCGCCGGCCGUUCUUUCCAAUAAUUUUCUUCGAGAACUCGUGCUCACGACUCAUCAUUACGUGAGACUCGUUGAAAAGUUUGUGAAGACUGGAUUUCUGAAAAAAGUAACAAAGAAAGUGAAAGUGAAAAAGCACAAGAAGGCAAAGAAACGCGCAGUUUCUGAAGAAGACAACCGAUCGGAGUUCGACUCGAUGACACAGGAAAGUCUGGAAGGCUUGUGGGAAGAAGUGAAGGAAGAAUUGGAAAGAAUUCUGAGAAAGGAGGAGCCGGAGAUGGAAGAUAUGAACCCGUUGAACUGGCAAUUAGAAGUAGACGAUCAUGUUCAGCAGCAGUUCGCAAUGCUCUCAAUUCAAAGAUCAUUGAGAUCCAAGGGACUUCCGGCUGCAGUCGGUCUUUAUCAUGCUUCAAGAAAGCUCUGGUCAACAGAUGCCAUCUUCGGGAACGAUGAAAUGACUGCUGAGGAAGAGCUGAAAGAACUGGAACAGAUUAUGACGACUGAUCUGAAGGAAGUGGCGAAGAGUUUGAAGACAGCCGAAAAGGAAGCGAGCAAGAAGUUCGAUACGAAAGGGUCGGAAGGAGGAGAAGGAAUAGAAGGAGAUGAGGCAGGAGACGAGGAUAACGAGGAGGAAGAGACGCCGUCGUGGAAAGUGGAAGAGGUCGACUUUGAGUUCGAGACCUACGUCAACAAGUAUUCAAACGUGGACGUGCUCAAAUGGUACGUCUUCCUGCUGAACGACUUCUCCCGCAACUCCGUCGAGCUCAAUCAAGCACUUGUCAAGAUGCUCCAUCGCAUCGCCGUCGACCUGAAACUCAUCACCCGUUUGUACCAAGUGUCCCUGUUCCAAGUGUUCGCCAAAGUUCACGAGCACUUUUCGAAUUUGACGACAGAGCUCAAGAAGACAAGUCACCUCUAUGAACUGUACAGAUUCGGACAACACGUGCUCCAAAAGUUCUUCGCAAAGUUUGCUGAAAUGGGAAAUGAUUUAGCAAUCGAAGCGCUCUUUUGGAAGGGACCGAGAGAGUGCUUUGAAAUCGAAAACGGCUAUGGAUCAUGGACGAAAAGCAAGGAGGCGGACGUUCGAGUGUGGACGGAAGAGCUGGAAACGGAGGUACGGAAUCUGUACGACGAGUUCACGACGGACGAUUCGGAGAAAAGUGAGAGUUGGAGUAUUUGACUGUUUUGAAUUUUCGUUUGUUGCAGCUGUCGACGUGCUCGACUUCGUGGAGCACAAUCUCUCGCGAGCCCGUUCUCGCAAGCAGAUUGCUAAGAAGCUUAUCGAAUUUGGACUCGAUCUACACGGAGCAAAAUGGAAAAACGAAAAGGCGCACAUGGAUUCCGUUCUUCCGAUCGGAGAUAUUCGGAAAUGGCACGACGAAUGGAAGGAAUCGGGAGCAGAAGGAGACGUCGUCAAUGUGCUCCAGGAAAAGCUCACGGAAUCAUUGGGAACGGAGAUCGCACGGAAAAAGAUCAUCAAGCAGUUGGCUCACAUGGGACUGGCGUACGAGAAGCCGAAGAAACAGAAGCCGCUGCCAGUUUGGAAUGAGACAUUGGUGGAGGAGUUAACUGCGUUGAAAGAGCAAUACGAAGAGAUCGACGACGCGGAAAACAUUUGUGAGUUGGAAUAAGGAAACGAAUAGAAAAGAAUGCUUUCAAUUUUCAGUGGGCGUUGACAUUGUGCGAUAUGUAAUGAAGAGACUGAGCGAGAAAAAGCCUUCGAGGCAGGUCGAAAGGUAUCUGAUUUCGAUGGGAGCGAAGGUUGCGGAACGGCGGAGAAAGGAAAAUAGCGAGCGGAGAGAGAAGAAAAAGAAAAUAAUGGAAGACUACGGAUUUGUGAAUGAUGACAGCGAUGAAGAGCUGGAGAAGGAGAAGAGUGAGGGAGAGGAGGAGGCCGAGGAGAUUCCGAAGAAGAAGCCGAAGCGGAAGGCGAUUCUGUACUCGGAUGAAGAGGAAGAACACGAGGAUCCAGUGCCCGUGAUGGAGAAAGAGAAGGAUGAGCCGGCCAUAAAAAAAACCGAGAAGAAGAAGGAGGAGCCUCCGAAGAAGUUGAACACGCUCAUGAGCAUCAUUGCCAACAAAAAACGGAAACUCGCGCAGUUGGCCAGUGACAGCGAAUCGAGUUCUUCGGACAGCGAUGAGGAUGAAAAAGACGGAGAAAAGAAGAAAAAGAAGAAGGUGUCUUCCGAUGAAGAUGACGACGCGGCUGUUUAUAAGGUAUGCAUCAGAACUGGCUAUGAAACAGUUUGUAAUUUGCAGAGAAGCUACACUGACGCCCUUCUGACCUCGGGAUCCGUGGCUGGCGCGGAGGAGACCCGCGACACUUCAGAAGAGCCGGAGGAUCCGUUCACGAAGCAGAUCAAGUUCAAGAGACGCAUUGUGAUGUCGGACAACGAAGAAGACGAUGACUGA